AUGUCAUUGAACAAUUGGGAACAAAAAGCGCAAAAGGGACGAGAUAUUCUUCAGAACUCGAUUCCCAAACAGUGGCUUUUACCCGAGUCCCGGCUACCACCCACCACGCAGAAGAAUGUGAUUCGUUUCAUCCGGGAAUCGGGUGCUCUGAGCGAGCAUGAGCUCAUGAUCACCGAUUCCUCCGCGACGGAGUUGGUACGAGAGAUGGGACGGGGGAAAUUGGCAGCAGAAGAGGUCGUUGUUGCGUUUUUGAAGCGAGCCGUUGUGGGACACCAGCUGUUGAAUUUCGCGACGGAAUUCUUAGCCGACGAGGCGAUUGCUCAAGCUCGGGAACUUGACAGAUUCUAUAAGGAAACAGGGAGAUUGAUAGGACCGCUGCAUGGCGUUCCAAUCAGUGUCAAGGAACAUGUUGGAAUGAAGAACAAAACAUGCAACACUGGAUUCGUGUCCUGGAUUGAUAAUAUAGCCACCGAAGAUGCGCAUUUGCUUCGACUUUUGAAAGAUGCCGGCGCAAUCUUUCAUGUCCGAACUAAUCAACCUCAGUCAUUGAUGCACCUUUGCUGCAGUAACAACAUCACAGGGACAACCUUGAACCCACACAACCGAACCUUGACACCGGGCGGAUCCUCUGGUGGUGAGGGCGCUUCUAUCGGGUUCAAAUGCUCGCCUCUAGGUGUAGGUACUGAUAUCGGUGGUUCCAUUCGCUGCCCGGCUGCUUUCUGUGGCGGAUAUGGGUUUCGUCCAACUGCGAUGCGAAACCCGAUGGCUGGAAUUCAAGUUGCGUGUAUUGGGCAAGAGACUAUCCAUGGUGUUGUCGGCCCUAUGGCAAGUACGUCGGUAGAUGAUCUGGAAUUGUUCCAGCGGGCGGUUCUCGAUCAAGUGCCCUGGGAGGAGGAGACGUCCUUGAUGCCCGUGCCUUGGAGCAAUGUCAUUCCUAGUUGGGACAUCACAAUUGGAAUCAUGUGGGAUGAUGGAAUUGUCCGUCCUCACCCCCCGAUCACUCGGGCCUUGCGCAUGGCCAAGGAGAAGCUUGUCAGAGCGGGAAUCAACAUCGUCGACUGGAAGCCAUAUGACCAUGAACGCGGCUGGAAGAUCAUCUCCGCUCUGUACUUCCCAGACGGAGGUGCUCUCACACGCAAAACACUCGCCGAGUCAGGCGAGCCUGCUCGCCCAUUAACAGAAUGGGCCCUAUCCUACUCUCGCCCAACACCCCUCACCCACCCAGAAGCCUGGACUCUCCAGCACGAGCGUGACACCUAUCGCGACGAGUACCAGGCCGCACUUAAAUGGCACCAAGUCGACUUUGUCCUGGGCCCUGCAUAUCCAGCCGCGGCAGCCGUGAUGGGCGAAUCUCAGUACUGGAACUAUACGGCCAUCUGGAACAUGACGGACAUGCCUGCCGUCACGUUCCCCUCGGGUCUUGCUGUGGAUCCAGGGCUGGAUGCACUCACAGAGCAGGAUAAGAAGUACAUCCCGCGAAACGAGAUCGACAAGAGAGAAUGGGAAAAGUACCAGUCACCGGCGAGGUACGAGAACGCGCCGAUUGCGCUGCAACUCGCGGGAAGACAUUUCAAGGAUGAAGAGACCUUGGCGACUGCGAAGCUCGUUGAUAAGAUUAUUAAAGAUGGCGUGAGGGGAUUGAAGCUGUGA
Molecule: messenger RNA, 1650 nt
Organism: Penicillium diatomitis
Lineage: Eukaryota; Fungi; Ascomycota; Eurotiomycetes; Eurotiales; Aspergillaceae
Product: amidase
Exons: 7
Coding region: 1-1650 (549 amino acids)
Source: RefSeq, a predicted model, not a curated record